CCGAAAUCAUCUCAGAGCACAUCUUCGGAGGAGCGCGCCGUGCCAACACGAGGCUCAAAGGCAAACCUUUGGAGCGAGCGCAGUCGGAGCUUUACGCGCGGGGCGCUGAGAGGAGGACCGCCGCGCGGUGAGGAGAGAGAGGGACAAAGUUGAAGGCGAUACAUGGGGUGUACUCUAAAUGGAUCUAAAGGAUAAAGGCUCGACUCAGGUCUCCACAUCCAAAUGUCAUCCCCCUCGGAGCCUGCCCCCGCCGGGCACCAGCAGUGUGUGACGGACAGGCCGACCGGAGCCUGCGGUGGCUCUCUGCUGCGUGGCUUCAAUUUGGCCCCGGCUGGGCCCCGCGUGAGGCCCCCAGUGAAUGCUGCUGCCGCUGCUGCCGCUGCUGCCAUAGUCUGAUAACUCAGCAUGCGUGGAGUCGGGCCAACGAGGACCAGCCACCACUAAUGAGAGCAUUUCUCGUCCCCCUCUUCUGUCUCUGCUGCUGCUGCUAAGGACUACCGUUUACUGGAGUGGCGCGGACAUGAUCCUACUCUGAACACUACACCCUUACCGAACUCUCCUUACUUUUUUUGGAGUGGGGGGGACUAUUUUCUCCUUUUCCUACCAAUGCUGGAUAUAUAAUACGUUUCCUUCGAGAUUUUCUCAUUCUUUUUUAUUGCUACACAUCGAUCCUUUGUUCAUUUUUAAAUCUUUUUAGUUCUUCUUUCUCCAUUUGCUUGGCGGUUGGUGUUUUCCCUCCACUAUGGAGUUUCCUUGCGGACCCUGGAAUAAGGAUUGGCCUUCGUUUCUGCAGUUCUGGCUGACGGUUCUCCUUAGCCUGCAGCUGCAGUUCAGUCCGGCGGCGCCCUGCCCGGUGGAGUGCCGCUGCGACAAGACGUUUGUGUACUGCAACGAGCGCGCCCUGACCUCGGUGCCCCUGGGGGUGCAAGAGGGCUACAAGAUCCUCUACCUCCACAACAACCAGAUCAACAACGCCGGCUUCCCCCUGGAGCUCCACAACGUGGCCUCGGUGGAAACCGUCUAUCUGUACGGCAACCAGCUGGACGAGUUCCCCAUCAACCUGCCCAAGAACACGCGGGUCCUGCAUCUCCAGGAGAACAACAUCCAGACCAUCUCCCGGGCGGCGCUCGCCCAGCUCACCCAGCUGGAGGAGCUCCACCUGGACGACAACUCCAUCUCCACGGUCGGCGUGGAGGAGGGCGCCUUCCGCGAGGCGCUGAGCCUGAAGCUGCUCUUCCUCACCAAGAACCACCUGAGCAGUGUGCCCAUCGGCCUGCCCGAGGACCUGCAGGAGCUGCGGCUGGACGAGAACCGCAUCGCCAUCAUCGCCGAGGAGGCCUUCCAGAACGUGACCCGCCUGCAGCGCCUCCUGCUGGACGGGAACCUGCUGACGGACGAGGGCAUCGCGCCCGGAACCUUCCAGGACCUGGCCAACCUCCGGGAGCUGGCGCUGUCCCGGAACUCCCUGACCUUCCCGCCCCCGCUGCUGCCCAGCCAGUCCCUGCUGAAGCUCAGCCUGCAGGAGAACCAGAUCAACCUGAUCCCCGUGACGGCCUUUGCCGGCUUCCACCGGCUGGAGAAGCUGGACGUGUCCAACAACCAGCUCCAGAUCCUCACCCAGGGCGUGUUCGAUGGGCUGAUGAACCUCAGGCAGAUCACCGUGAGGAACAACCCCUGGCGCUGCGACUGCGCCGUCAAGUGGGUGGUGGUGUGGCUCAAGUCGCUGCCACCGUCCCUCAACGCCCGGGGCUUCGUGUGCCAGAGUCCGGACAAGGUGCGCGGCAUGGCGGUCCGGGAGCUCACGCUGGAGAACAUCCACUGCCCGACCGACUCCGGCGCCGAGAAGUCCCCGUGGCCCACCCUGCGCACCACGCCCCCUCCGCCGCCGACCACCAUCGGCGACCCUCCCCCCGCCACCACCACCGCCACCGUCGCCGGCGGGGGCGGCUUUGGCGACGGUUUUGGCGACAGCUCCGCCCCGGCAGACCCCUCCUUCCCCAACUUCUUCGACCCGCCCCCCUCCCCCCUCCCGCCGCCGCCGCACCACCCGUCGGGGCCGCUGCCGCCUUACGAGGACCCGCUGCAGAUCUUCUUCCACGGGGUCAACUCCACCUGCAUCCAGGUGAGCUGGGCGUCCUACUUCAACGUCACCGCCUACAAGGUGACCUGGGUGAAGAUGGGCCACAACCUGAUGGGCGACGUGACCCGCGAGCAGACGGUGAGUGGCAACCGCCGGCAGCUCAGCCUCACCGAGCUGGAGCCGCGCUCCGUGUACCGCAUCUGCGUGUACGUGCUGGACACCCUCAACUCCUACCGGCCCGGCGAGGACACCAUGUGCCUGGAGACCAGGACCAAGCCCGCCCCGGGCACCAAGCCGGCGGGGCCCGAGCAGGCCGCCCAGCAGGACCUCACCUCAACGCUGCUGUUGGCCGGGAUCAUAGGCGGGGCGGUGCUCAUCGUCCUGGUAACGCUGCUCAGCCUGUUCUGCUGGCACAUGCACAAGAAGAGCCGCUCGGCCUCGGCCAACUGGAAAUACAACCGGGGCCGGAGAAAAGACGACUACUGCGAGGCGGGCACAAAGAAGGACACCUCCAUUCUGGAGAUGACCGAGACCAGUUUCCAGAUAGUGUCGCUGAACAAUGAGCAGCUGCUGAAGGGGGAUUUCCGCAUUCAGCCAAUAUACACGCCCAACGGGGGCAUCGGCUUCAGAGACUGCCACCUCAGUAACAACAGUCUAGCGUACUGCAAGAGCAGCAACGUGCCCAGUACAGAGUUCUGCCACACGUGAUGCAAAACUGGUUAAUAAUGCGUUGAGGCAUUGCCAGACACACACACGCAGACAUGCAAAAACGUCCGCAACCCACCGAACACACACACACGGGCACUUUCCUGCCGAGAAACGACAGGAAACCACAUGGACACACACCCAUACCCACGCAAACUAGCCGAUUGUGUAGGCACCAAGACAAAAAAGACUUUGAAGAAAUCUAGUGAACUAUAACUGUACUAUAUAUAUUUCCAAGUUCUGUCUACAAUGUAAUUUAUACUGUGGAUUAUAAUGUGGGAUUCUCGCUAUGUUCUCUAUUAUUAUUAUUAUUAUUAUUAUAAUUAUUAGAAGAAGAGAUACAGCUUUUGUUUCUUUGUUUUUGUAACCAGCAAGGUUAACAUGUUGGGAAACCUGAGGCCCCCAUGGCCUGGGCUGCACGUGAAAAACGAGAGUUCAAUCCGAAUCAGACAUGAGUGAGGUGUGGACUCUGACGCACACAGCGAACGUCCGUCUCUGAUAAGACACGACACAGCGCUUUGAAGUGGGGGCCCCUCGAGACUCUCUGCUGACCACGGGAACCAGACAUGACCUUUGGGUUUUAAAAAAAGACACCACCGGCCACCCCCUCCCUAUCCAGAGCAGCAGUGUAGACUCUCAGAAGCUCCCACCUCGCUGAUUACAACGUGAGGGAGGGCUGGGCUGACUCGUGGUGAGAACCAGAGUGGGGGAAAAUAAAUGGAGCAGAAGUGCACUUUUCUUUUGGAAUUAAUGAAACCCUGAGCGUAUAACCAGCACUUCAGGAAAUUAGCUUUGGUUGAGUUAGCAGGGGAGUGAAUAGGGCACACUCUUUGACACGUCUUAGCCCUUUAAGGGUCUAAAUGGGGUACCCAUUAACUAUUAUUAAUGGGGUUUCAAGAGGAGAACGACAUUGGGUUCUGAUGGACACUGAGCCUAGCAUAAAGCAAAUAGCACCAUACCCAGAACUCCCAGUUUGACGGGUUAACAACAGAACAAAGGCAGGCUUUUCCUUUAACAGUAAUGAGAUAAUAUUUUCAGAAAUUCUUUUUUUUU
This is a messenger RNA of Gadus chalcogrammus (walleye pollock), 3838 nucleotides long. RefSeq names its product fibronectin leucine rich transmembrane protein 2 (gene flrt2). Bases 743 to 2788 code for a protein of 681 amino acids. The transcript is spliced from 3 exons. The record is from RefSeq and is a predicted model, not a curated record. NCBI's taxonomy places the organism in Eukaryota, Metazoa, Chordata, Actinopteri, Gadiformes, Gadidae. Gene Ontology annotation, molecular function: protein binding.